Molecule: messenger RNA, 889 nt
Organism: Closterium sp. Naga37s-1
Lineage: Eukaryota; Viridiplantae; Streptophyta; Zygnematophyceae; Desmidiales; Closteriaceae
Source: the annotation of a GenBank genome assembly
AUGUACAUCACCCUCUACUACAUAGUCACCCGGCUCCCUGACUCCCUUCGCGUAGUCAGGGACCACUUCCUCUCAGUUUGCCCCACCACUCUCACCGUUGACCUCCUCGAGAAGGCCCUCCUAGCAGCAGAGAAGAGCAUAGUCGCUGUAGGAGCCUCUCGUGGUGACCCUCGCACCCCCGUCUUUGAGGGGUGUUCCCCCUCCCCCCUUUUGCCCUCUGUUGCCUCUGCUGCUGCGGCCGACCUCGUUGGUUUCGAGUCGGUCGGCGCUGCGUCUGCCCCAAGCGGGAGACGCCGCACCGGCAAGGGCAAGGGGGGCAAGGGUGCUGGAGGGGCUGGCGGGGGUGGCGGAGGUGGCGGUGGCGGCAGUGGAGGGGGUGGGGGUGGUGGUGGGAGUGGUGGCGGGGGUGGAGGUGUCGGUGGCGGCAGUGGAGGCGGAGGCGGCGGCGGCGGUGGCGGUGGGAGCGGAGGUGGCGGAGGUGGCGGCGGUGGAGGAGGCGGCGGCGGAGGAGGUGGAGCUGGUCGGGGUGGCGCUGCACAGAGGGUCGGCUCCGGUGGUGGUCAGCGCCAGCAGCAGCAGCAGCAGCGGCAGCAGCGCACUCGUGACAUCCCCCCCCCUCAGCAGCUCCGUGAGUGGUAUACUCACGCCAGCGGGCUGUCUAGGGCGGGUGUAGCUGUCUUUGACCUUGACUUUGAUGCUAUUCUUGCUGCCAUGUAUGCUGUGACUAUUAGUGAUGAGGGUGACUGUUACCGGUGUUUUCCGCCCGACCCGGGCAUUGAGACUGCUGCUCUAGGUACUGGUGAGGCUGCUGCUCUAGGUGCUAGCGAGGCUGCUACUCUAGGUGCUCGUGCGUCUGCUCCCUCAGGUGCUGGUGAGUCUGCUCUCUCAG